CUUGGCUUAUCAAGCAGAUCAUCUAGUUCUCUGUCACAUCUAUUUCCUUUCCCUUUCUUUUGUAAGAGAUUGGUUCUCAAUGGCCCUUUUGGUUUUUCUUUAGAUUCUCGCCAAUGCUUUACUAUACACAAGCAUGAAUGUGGCAGGUCUGUUCAUUCAUUACCUGACUGACCGGUCCCAAAGACAAGCCUUUCUUGAGACACGCCGCUGCAUUGAAGGCCGCAUGAAACUAGAGACUGAAAACCAGAGACAGGAGCGUUUGGUGCUGUCUAUCCUGCCCCGCUUUGUUGCCUUGGAGAUGAUUGCCGAUAUGUCUUCUAUGGAUGAUGAUCUUGAUCCACAGCAAUUUCACAAAAUAUAUAUCCAUCAGUACAAAGAUGUCAGUAUCCUCUUUGCUGAUAUAAAGGGCUUCACUCUGUUAUCCAUGAACAUGUCUGCUCAGGAAUUAGUGCGCUUACUCAAUGAGCUCUUUGGACGUUUUGACCGACUAGCCGAUGAAUAUGACUGCUUGAGAAUAAAAAUCUUAGGGGACUGCUACUACUGUGUAUCUGGGGUUCCAGAGCCUCAGCGAGCACAUGCUCGCUGCUGUGUGAAGAUGGGACUAGCAAUGAUCAGCACCAUUCGAUCUAUAAGGAAACAACUGAACUUUGACAUGGAUAUGCGAAUUGGAAUCCACUCAGGCUCUGUACUUUGUGGGGUUCUGGGUCUACAAAAAUGGCAGUUUGAUGUGUGGUCUUGGGAUGUAGGCAUUGCCAACAUGCUUGAAGCAGGGGGGAUCCCUGGACGCAUCCACAUUUCACGUGCUACUUUGGACUGUCUGGAUGGAAGCUACCAAACAGAGAACGGGCGUGGAUAUGAACGCAAUGAGUUCUUACGAAAACACAAGAUUGACACUUUCCUUAUCUGCCACAAGGAGGAGGAUCUAGAUGGAAGGGAAGCAGAUCAUUUAAAACCUCAGCAAAGCCACCGCCCCUGGAACAAAGAGAUAUUGGCCUCCUUCUCCCAUGGGUCUUGCACACAACUUCCUACAUCCUCAGUGUGCAGAUCUACAUCCAAGGAGAUCAACAAACGGAUAGAGCAUGCUAUAGAUCUUCGCAGCAGUGAGCGCAUGCGUCAGGAGCAUAUAACUUCAGCGACAUUGGUGUUUAAGGAUACACACAUUGAGGAGAAGUUCUCUCAGGUAAGGGACGAGAUGUUUAAGACCAAUCUAGUAUGUUCCUUCAUCAUGUUUCUUCUUCACAUGGCUGUCCAAGCCCUCAUUCCUGUACCCAGGUUUUAUUACUGGACAGCACUGGAGUUCUGUCUAUUCUUGCUGGGAUAUCUCUUAUUGCUUAUGAUAGUCUUGGCUGAAGAGUUUAAACAAUUUCCCAGUGUCCUUCAGCAGUUCUGCUGCUGGAUCCAUGAAAACAACAGUAUGCGGAACCUUCUCACUGUCACAGCUAUAGCCAUCAACUUUGGCAUGGCUCUGUUUGAUAUGAUAUGGUGUCACUCUACUGAGACAAGAGAAAUAAGCAACAGUGAAACAGAGGAACAUAAGCCCAGCCAGAAGCCUCUUACAGCCUGCACAUAUCCAGAGUUCUUCCUUCUAAGUGGAGUGGUUUCUAUGGUGACCUGUGCUGUGUUCCUGAGGCUGAGCUCUCUCUUAAAAAUGGCUAUUCUGUUGUUGGUGGUGGUGAUCUAUACUUACUUCAUUGAAGUGUCCUUCCACAUGCUGUAUGUACCUAAUCCAGAGCAGGAACAGUCAGGCAGGUCUCAAUACCUCAGAAGAAAAGGAGUCUCAAUUCUGCUGAUGGCGAUGUUUGUCAUAGCUGUUUUCUACAAUGGUCGACGGUGGGAAGCAACAGCACGGCUAGACUUCCUGUGGCGUUUGCAAGCUCAGCAGGAAGUGCAGGAGAUGAGAGAUCUGAGGGAACACAAUGAAUGUCUGCUGCAUAACAUUCUGCCGGCACACGUUGCUCGUCACUUCCUAGAGAGGAACAGGAAUGAUCAGGAGCUGUAUUCUCAGUCCUAUGAUGAGGUGGGUGUAAUGUUUGCCUCCAUCGCUGGCUUUAAUGAAUACUACGAGCAGAAGGAGAUCAAUCACGAAGGAGUUGAGUGUCUCAAACUGCUCAAUGAGAUCAUUGCAGACUUUGAUGAGCUGUUGGAGGAGACAUAUUUUUUGGACAUUGAGAAAAUCAAAACUAUUGGGAGUUGUUAUAUGGCAGCAUCUGGUCUAUCCACUGAUAAAAAGUCGCGUGUUGUAAAUGACUGGCAUCAUCUCAGUGAGUUGGUUCUGUUCGCACUGGCUAUGCAAGAGACCCUGAAAGAGAUCAACAAAAAACAUUCCUCAAACAAUUUCCAGCUCCGCGUUGGAAUUGCCCAUGGUCCUGUUGUUGCUGGAGUCAUCGGUGCCACCAAGCCCCAGUAUGAUAUCUGGGGCAUGACAGUGAAUUUGGCAAGUCGAAUGGACAGUACUGGGGUUAAUGGAAAGAUUCAGGUCCCUGAGGCCACAUGUAAUAUUCUAGCAAACUGGGGCUUUGUGCUAGAGUUGCGUGGUGAGAUAUUCAUAAAGGGCGUCAGUGAGAGAAAGGGACAUGUACGAACCUACUUCAUCAGCACCAAAAGGCAGCAGCUGUCAAGCAAUGGGAUUGCAGACAGAGGGAAGAAUGAACGGAGUGGCCGGACCACUCUCGCCGCUGUGGUCUUUGGCCUUGUACAGGCCAUUCACAGAGAGAAACAGAGAGGUACUAAUGGAGGUUUCACUCUGUCAAACAACAACUUUAGCAACUUCAGAUUAUGA
Carassius gibelio (silver crucian carp) is the source of this 2779-nucleotide messenger RNA. Its product is annotated as adenylate cyclase type 8-like. The record is from RefSeq and is a predicted model, not a curated record. Gene Ontology annotation, molecular function: adenylate cyclase activity. Bases 134 to 2779 code for a protein of 881 amino acids. Gene Ontology annotation, cellular component: plasma membrane. Gene Ontology annotation, biological process: intracellular signal transduction; cAMP biosynthetic process; adenylate cyclase-activating G protein-coupled receptor signaling pathway. Lineage: Eukaryota; Metazoa; Chordata; Actinopteri; Cypriniformes; Cyprinidae. The transcript is spliced from 17 exons.